Euleptes europaea (tarantolino) is the source of this 1387-nucleotide messenger RNA. RefSeq names its product nucleoporin 42 (gene NUP42). Gene Ontology annotation, cellular component: nuclear envelope. Bases 1 to 1269 code for a protein of 422 amino acids. Gene Ontology annotation, molecular function: metal ion binding; nuclear export signal receptor activity. The transcript is spliced from 7 exons. NCBI's taxonomy places the organism in Eukaryota, Metazoa, Chordata, Lepidosauria, Squamata, Sphaerodactylidae. The record is from RefSeq and is a predicted model, not a curated record.
AUGGCCUCCGCCGGCAAGGUGUGCCAGUACUACCUGCGGGGCACCUGCCUCUUUGGCGAGAAAUGCUGGAACCUGCACCCGCGCCACAGGGACGGAUCCAACCAGCCUUCUUCUCCGAGCUCCGGUUCUGGCAGAAGAGGUGGCUGGGAUGGCCAUAAUCAGAGAUACCCUAUUGUCCAGGCAUCCAGUUUUUCUAAAACAUCAAACUGGCACAACAACAGAGAUCAUGGAAGGACAUUCCCUGGGUCCCAAGCUGACUUGGGCUUUUCCCAAAAUAGGUUUGCUGCCUUAAACUCUAAUGAAGAUGUGAGCAGCGAUGGCAUUAAAAAUGAGGAUGAGAAGCUUCUUGAAAUUAUAAUGAAAGACAUGGAGGUUUGGGAAUCCUCAAGCCAGUGGAUGUUUUCCUCCUAUUCACCAUUGAAAGACAAGCCUAAUAUUUCAGGUUUUCCGGCCUUUUCUCCUGAAGAGCUACGUCUUGAAUACUAUAACUGCAGUGCAAAUAAUAAUAUUCAGAAUUAUAUCAACUCAAUCCAGCAGUUAGUCGCUCAGUGGAGAAGUAGAUUACUUGAGUUGAAGAAUAUAAAUGCGUCUACUAAAACUGCAUUGAUUUCUGAGCUCAAGAAUGUGGCUAAUCAACCACCACCUGCAUUUGGGUUUGGUGGACAGCCGUCGGCAGCUUUCGGGGCAUCAACCUUUCCUGCGAAUGAACAAAGCAGACAAGGGAUCCUUUCUUUCAAACCACCUUCAGAACUCGCUAGCGUCCCAUCCGGAAGCCUACCUGCCUUCGGGAGCCUUCCUGGUGUUCAGAAUAAUCCAACACUGGGUGCAACAUCUUCAUCUACUACUACUGCUACCCAUUCAGUUGGCUUUGGGUACCAACCCGCUUCAUCUGCAGCUUCCUUUUCAUUUAAAAGUGCUGCCUCUCCUGGAGGCUUUGGGACUUCUGGAUUUUCAGGGUUUGGACAAUCACUUCCUACAGGUUCUUCAGAUAACAUGUCUGCUCCAGUGUUUGGUGUUAGCAGUACAGCAGCUGCUGCUGCUCCAACUUUGGAUUCAAGGAACACCCUGUUUGGACAGCCCCCCGCAAUUGCCGUUGGGAGUAGUGGUGCAUUUGCGUCAUCGGUAAGCCAAACCAACAGCACUUCCGAAACAUUGUUUACCCCAAAGACUGAACUAUCUGCAGACGAGCUGAAGCAAUUUGAAGCAAAGAAAUUUACACUAGGAAAGAUUCCUUUGAAGCCACCACCAAUGGAACUUCUAAGCGUGUAAAAUAUUUGGAGGAUGUCUUUAUUACUUCAGUUCCCAGUGCCUGUUAUUCAGUUGUAUAUCUUCAUAAUUUAGAAGUUUGUUCUGGCAUACCACCAUUGCUUCAGGAAAGUUAUUUUCA